CACUCCUACUUCACCAGUAUGCUUUAUAUGUGUUACAUUGCUUGUACUGUGUCCUGAGAGUCUAAUGAAGGAUUUGGGAAAUAAGCAUUUAAUAAAUGCAUUGUUAUUCAUGCACUCUUCCUCCCAUGUCUCCAGAUGCUUUUGAAUCACUCACUACCUAGCCACCCACCGUUCUGAAUUUAAUUCUGGCAUUUGAUGUUAUGAGACAAAAUAGGAUUAUCUGUUUCAGAGAAGCCCACUGUUGUUCAAUGGUGGGGGGGGGGAAUGGAAGGGACAGAUUUUUAAAAUAUUUAUUUUUUUACAUGCAUUUAUGAUCUGUACCUCCCACUACCCCUUCCCAUUGAACAACAUCCUGAAAAGUAAAAGCAUCGUAAUAAGAAUAGUCCAGCAAAAAAAAUUCUCACAUUGAUCAUGCUCAAAAAUACAGGUUUUCCUCUGUACCUAAAGAUCACAUCAUCUCUCUGUCAGGAGAUUAGCGUCCUGUUUCAUUUUCAGUCUUAUGGACUCAUGAUUAAUCAGUCUUGACUAUUGUUCUAAGUCUUUCAAAGUUAUUUUUCUCUAUAAUGUGGUCAUUGUAUAAAUUGUUCUCCCGGAAGCUAGAGUUUUAAAGGGGGUGGGCUGGGCUGAAGAAGAAUGGGGAGCAACAGGAGCCUCCGCUCAGGCACUGAGAUGGGAGAUGGUGCAUCCCUAAUUGUGAACAUCGAGUAGGCCUGUUUGAGCCAGGUUCUUUGUGUAGGUUUCCAGCUUUUUAAAAGCGGGAUGCCGAACCCGAGAUAACAAUCCAGAUGUGUACUGCCUCAUCGGCAAAGUACAACAUGAAGCAGCUGGGAAGGAAGCCUCGACGGAUGGACAGACAGGAUGAGGUCGGGCUUUCCCUGUCCUCUUUCAAGCCUUGUGGACUCCUCGUCGCUAAUGCCUUCCAAUAUUGAUUACCUUCAGUGCACGCUGUACAUAUCUUAUAUGUACAUAGUAGUUUGCUUGUGGUCUCUCCCAUUAGAACGCGACCUUCUUGAGGGCCGACAUCUGGUUUUUGCCUUUCUUAGUAUGUCCCAGAUGUGGUCCAGUACCCGGUAGGCGUAGCGGGCACCUAAUCAAUGCUAGUGGGCUGAUGGGCGAGCCCCUUGAAGGCGGGGCCGGGAGCGCGCCCGGGGGUGGCGGGGCUGGCGGGGCUGGCUAGGAGGCGCGUGGGGUGGGGGUCCAGUCCGGGGGCGGGGCUGCGCGUCCCGGGGCGUGGCCCGUGGAGCGAGGGAGGGUCUGCGGCCCUCCAGCCGGCCACGUGGCGGCCCGCAGGCUUCAGGCCCCCGCCCCCAUUCAAACGAUGCCGAAGGGGCGGCGCGGCUGCCCGAGCCCCACGAUGAGCAAGCGGCCCGCCCCGCCCCUCUACUUCCCAUCCCUCUACGACCGCGGCAUCUCGUCCUCCCCCCUCAACGACUUCAACAUCUGGAAGAAGCUCUUCGUGCCGCUCAAGGCGGGGGCGGCGGCGGGGGUGGCAGGCGCCGGCGGCGGGGUGGGCGUCGGGACCGGGGCUCGGAGCCUGGCCGCCCAGCAGCCCCCGGCCGCCGCGCCCCCGCCGCCGCCGCCCCCGCCCGGCCUGGGCCCCCAGCCCUGGCCGGCCGGCCUGGCCCCCAUCCCCUACGAGCCGCUGCGCUUCUUCUACUCGCCGCCGUCCGGCCCCGAGGGCACCGCCCCGCCUCCGCCGCCCCCGCCACCGCCGCCGCAGCAGCCCCCCGCCCCAGGGCCGCCGGCGCCCCGGCUGCCCCCCACCGCCGCCGCCACCGCCUCGCAGCCCGACGAGCUGUGCGAGCUGGAGAUCCGCAUCAAGGAGCUGGAGCUGCUCACCAUCACCGGGGACGGCUUCGACUCCCAGCGCUAUAAAUUCCUGAAGGCAUUAAAAGAUGAAAAGUUGCAAGGCAUAAAGAUGAGGCAGCACCUGAAGAAGCCCACGCCACUUUCCUAACGAGAUGUCGAAGGCUGUGUUACUGUAUCUCCGUAGCGUUAGAUGUUAUUGAGUAGAGAAUGUAUCCCGUUUCUUGUCAUUUCAGAUAUAACUAUUUUCUGUUC
Messenger RNA from Phascolarctos cinereus (koala), 2061 nucleotides. RefSeq names its product chromosome unknown C11orf91 homolog (gene CUNH11orf91). The record is from RefSeq and is a predicted model, not a curated record. NCBI's taxonomy places the organism in Eukaryota, Metazoa, Chordata, Mammalia, Diprotodontia, Phascolarctidae.